Limulus polyphemus (Atlantic horseshoe crab) is the source of this 1183-nucleotide messenger RNA. RefSeq names its product recombining binding protein suppressor of hairless-like. Gene Ontology annotation, biological process: regulation of transcription by RNA polymerase II. Gene Ontology annotation, molecular function: DNA-binding transcription activator activity, RNA polymerase II-specific; RNA polymerase II cis-regulatory region sequence-specific DNA binding. Gene Ontology annotation, cellular component: nucleus. The record is from RefSeq and is a predicted model, not a curated record. The coding region runs from base 121 to 825 and encodes 234 amino acids. Lineage: Eukaryota; Metazoa; Arthropoda; Merostomata; Xiphosura; Limulidae. The transcript is spliced from 6 exons.
UUUGAACAUUAUAUUAUCUUUGCAGUGGAUGAUAGUGAAUCUGAAUCCGAAGAGUUCACGGUAAGAGAUGGCUACAUUCACUAUGGUUCGACUGUCAAGUUGGUUUGUUCUGUCACAGGAAUGGCUCUUCCUCGACUGGUGAUACGCAAAGUGGACAAACAAACAGCACUUUUAGAAGCAAGUGACCCUGUAUCACAGCUUCACAAGUGUUCCUUCUACAUGAAGGACACAGAAAGAAUGUAUUUAUGCCUCUCACAGGAGAGAAUCAUACAGUUUCAGGCAACACCAUGUCCAAAAGAACCUAACAAGGAAAUGAUUAACGAUGGUGCCUCGUGGACCAUCAUCAGUACAGACAAGGCAGAGUACACAUUUUAUGAAGGUAUGGGACCUAUUCGAUCACCAGUCACUCCAGUACCAGUUGUGUUCAGUUUACACCUAAAUGGAGGAGGAGAUGUUGCAAUGUUGGAGUUGACCGGGGAGAACUUUACUCCUGUAUUAAAAGUUUGGUUUGGUGAUGUGGAAGCUGAAACAAUGUACAGGUGUCAGGAAAGUAUGCUGUGUGUGGUUCCUGAUAUCUCGGCAUUCCGUGAGGGUUGGCAGUGGGUCCACCACCCUACUCAGGUUCCAGUCUCGCUAGUGAGAAAUGAUGGAAUCAUUUACGCAACAGGCCUGACCUUUACCUACACACCUGAGCCUGGACCAAGACCUCACUGUCGUAGUGUUGAAGAAAUUCUUCGUCCCGCAAGUAGUCACACACACCCUCCGGAUGGGGAGGAACCUGGACCUUUAAUCUCCCACUAUGGACAUGUUUCAACAGUGCUUUAACAUAGCUUUAGUGUGAACGUUAUACGGAACAGAUGAAAGUGGGUUCAGUUAAUAGUGAAAAUACGGUUAAUUAUGAAAUAGCCUUCGUCUGUAUGAUGUGAUAGUGAAUGGUUUUGUAAGAAUGCAAAUUACUUCGAAAAUAGAAUCAACCGAAGGUGUUUUUCUGCUGGUUGAGAUACGUGAGUGUAGAUAUGGAUUUCUAAAAACAUAUCAAAUAAAACUGGAAAAUAUUUUGGGUUUACUUCUUAUAGAGAAAAAUGAGAGUCAUGUGUAUAUAGCAAUGACUUCAAGUAAUAUAACGCAUAGUGUUUCUUAAGCCAGAGAGUGGUGUACAACUGGUUUUUUAAAGCGUAAGAAA